Molecule: messenger RNA, 894 nt
Organism: Cuscuta europaea
Lineage: Eukaryota; Viridiplantae; Streptophyta; Magnoliopsida; Solanales; Convolvulaceae
Source: the annotation of a GenBank genome assembly
GUAAAUGUCUGAGGAAGCGGCGUAAGCAUCUCUGGAUCCAUCGACAGCUAUCGUCCACAAACUGUCGAACGCUUCGCGGCCUUCACCCUCCGUCAGGCGCCAGCACGCAGCACGACAGAACCACCACGUCUCUUCAGUCGUCUCCUACUCACAUCACGCCCGUCGCCCGCUCGCCGCCACUCACCCUUCGGCGGUUCGGCCAAUCGACCCUUCUCGAUUUUCACUUCCAACCAUCCGGGAAAUGGAUGCAAAUGUACCAAACAUAAAAAAGUGGAAUAUUUUAUACCCAGUGUAUAUAAAUUCAAAGAAGACAAUCGCAGAGGGAAGGCGAAUCAGUGUGAGCAAAGCUUGUGAAAACCCUACUUGUGCUGAGAUUCAAGAUUGUUGUAAUCACCUGAAAGUCCUCAGCGCUAUAGAGACUGAAAAGGCAUAUCCACGUGACUAUAUGCAAAGAGGGAGAGUGAGAGUUCUACUGAAAAAGGAAGAUGGGUCUCUGUAUAAUCCAGCUAUUUCUUCCAGAAAAGAGCUGAUGAUGCAUGUGGCAGAGUUGGUUCCUAGACAUCCAAAUAGGACAAAGAAGCAAGAGCCUGCAUCCUCUGCAGCUGCUGGUUCUUCCAAACCGGGAAAGGGUGGCAAAAAGAAGAGAUAGUUCCCAUUGCAUAUGACAGGACCCUAAAUGGGUGCCUCAUUCAUUCCCCCAAAUAUCCAUGCGAAGGAAUUCCUCAAAUAUUUCACUGGACUCUCUUUUUGUCUUUUUUUUUUUGCCCUUACUUAGACCUUAAAAUACUAGUACUAUCAAUAACAGUUUAUGAAACGCUAACACUUCUUGUAUACACGUCAAACUCUGAUGAACAGUAUUUGCACCAAAAAAUGCAUGCUUUUAAAAAACGUACC